AUGUCCCAAACUACAACUAACACUGCCACUGCUCAAUUGCAAUUGAACGCCGGUACUAUCCACCACUCUUUGUCCGAUGUCGUCAAGACUGAAGACUGGUCUGAUUUCGAGUUUACUCCAAUUAGAGAGUCCACUGUCUCCCGUGCCAUGACCCGCAGAUACUUCCAAGAUAUGGACAAGUUUGCUGUUUCCGAUGUAGUCAUCAUCGGUGCUGGUUCCUCCGGUCUUUCUGCCGCUUACGUCAUCGCCAAGAACAGACCAGACUUGAAGAUCGCCAUCAUUGAAUCUAACGUCGCUCCAGGUGGUGGUGCAUGGUUGGGUGGGCAAUUGUUCUCCGCCAUGAUCAUGAGAAAGCCAGCACACUUGUUCUUGAACGAUUUGGGGAUCCAGUACGAGGACGAAGGUGACUACGUCGUCGUCAAGCACGCCGCGUUGUUCACCUCUACUGUUCUAUCCAAAGUAUUGGAGUUCCCCAACGUCAAAUUGUUCAACGCUACUGCUGUUGAGGACUUGGUCACUAGACCAGCUGGUCCUAACGGUGAAGUUAGCGCUGCUGGUGUCGUCACUAACUGGACUCUAGUCGCCAUGGCCCACGACCUACAAUCGUGCAUGGACCCUAACGUCAUCGAAUUGUCUGGUUACAAAGAUGACGGGACCCGUGACGAAUCCAAGAAACACGGUGUCAUCUUGUCCACUACUGGUCACGAUGGUCCAUUCGGUGCAUUCACCGCUAAGAGAAUCGUCACUAUCGACUCCAAGAAGAACUUGGGUGGUAUGAAGGGUCUAGACAUGAACCGUGCCGAGGCCGCUGUGGUCAAGGAGUCAGGCGCUUACGACGGUGUCAACUCUGUCUACUUCGCCGGUAUGGAGUCUGCGACUUUGCACGGUCUAAACAGAAUGGGUCCAACCUUCGGUGCCAUGGCUGUCUCCGGUAUUAAGGCCGCUGAAGAGAUCUUGAAGCACUUUGCCGAAUAA
Huiozyma naganishii CBS 8797 is the source of this 975-nucleotide messenger RNA. It is a transcript of the gene THI4, whose product is annotated as thiamine thiazole synthase. The coding region runs from base 1 to 975 and encodes 324 amino acids. Gene Ontology annotation, biological process: thiamine biosynthetic process. The transcript has a single exon. NCBI's taxonomy places the organism in Eukaryota, Fungi, Ascomycota, Saccharomycetes, Saccharomycetales, Saccharomycetaceae. The record is from RefSeq and is a predicted model, not a curated record.